Molecule: messenger RNA, 972 nt
Organism: Tupaia belangeri chinensis (Chinese tree shrew)
Lineage: Eukaryota; Metazoa; Chordata; Mammalia; Scandentia; Tupaiidae
Gene: LECT2
Product: leukocyte cell derived chemotaxin 2
Exons: 4
Coding region: 247-702 (151 amino acids)
Source: RefSeq, a predicted model, not a curated record
UUCUUCAGAUCAAAGGCUUUUACACAGGUCCUUCAUGUGAAGCAAACAGCUAUCCAUGGAAUAUUAAAAUUUGACUUGCUCCAUGAGCUUAUUUUUUGUGUGACUCACAUCGAAUUAAAGAAAUGAGAGAUGCAGAGUUCUGAGGCUAACUAGUCAGAACAUUUUCAUUCAAACUUCAAUAUUCUUCAAAGAGAGUGUGGGAGCAAUCCUAAUUAGAGGAAGAACCAUACGGGAAGCAAAACCCAGAUGUUUUCCACAAGAGUCCUGCUUUUGGCUGCUUUUAUUUCCACUGCACUGGCUGGGCCAUGGGCCAUCAUGUGUGCUGGCAAGUCUUCCAACGAGAUCCGGACGUGUGACCGCCACGGCUGUGGGCAAUAUUCCACUUCAAGGAGUCAGAGGCCUCACCAGGGCAUAGAUGUCUUGUGCCCUGAUGGAUCUACUGUGUAUGCGCCCUUCACCGGCAUGAUUGUGGGUCAGGAGAAGCCUUACAAAAAUAAAAACGCUAUCAAUAAUGGUGUUCGGAUUUCUGGAAGAGGUUUCUGUAUCAAAAUUUUCUACAUUAAGCCAGUUAAGUAUAAAGGUUCUAUCAAGAAGGGAGAAAAGCUGGGAAUCCUAUUGCCCUUGCAGAAAGUUUAUCCUGGCAUACAAUCGCACAUACACAUCGAAAACUGUGACCUGAGUGAUCCUUCUUCAUUCCUGUAAAUGGAAGACCAAUGACCAGACCUGCUAAAUCAAGUCGUCUUCGUAAGAACCUGGAUGGUGUUCUGAUUUUCAAGAAAUUUGUGUUCAAUUAGAAACAUAGUCAGUUCAAUCAAGAAAACAUUUACUUUCACUUCAAUUCAUUGUAGCUUUGACAAUCGGGUGUGAACGAAGUUCUUGGGGGCUCUCCAAUCUAUCACCUCUAGGACCUGGGGUGGCUUUGUAUUUUAGAUUAUUCAUACCUGUUUAAGAUAAAUAAACAAGUGAAUUCAA